AUGCCUAUGCAUGCUACCAGAAGAGCGAUUGAUUGCAUUGAUCCAUGGUCGUACAAUCGCCUAGCGGAAGGGAACACAGCUCUCGGUAUGUCAUCGACAGCUCCUGCAUCGAAUGAUGCAACGCAACAAAAUGCAUCUCCUUCAUCUAAUCAAUCCAUCUUUGACCAGAUCAAGAGUGAGAAAGAGAAGGAUGGCAGUCUAGUCAGUUUCAUCGGAUCUGUCAUCAGAAUCCUGUUCGGCACAUCUAUCGUGUCAUUACUUAUGGCAGUAUCCCUCGUCAUUCUCAUUGCAAUGAUCGCAAUAGGAGCCGUUUAUUUUGACAACUGCCCUGCACAAAACCUUAUCCCUAUCUAUUUGAUCAUCAUGGGGGCGGCUUCCAUAGUAAAGACCUUGAUCAAUCUGAAGGGGAGGGCUCAGCGCUCUAGACUACCAUCAGAAGAACAGGCCGACUUCAAACCCAACAAAGUGGAGAGAAUAAUCAGCCUUCUCAUCGGAGUAUUCAUCUUCGGAUUUUUCAUCGCCGGAAAUGUAUGGAUCUGUGGGAUCUUCAGGCCCAACACCACGGACAAUUCUGCUACUGACUACUGCCACCCGACGCUCUACUACUUCGCCUUCUGGUGGAACAAUGUCUGCUACAUCAUCGGGAUCGUCUGCUUUUUCUGCUGCUGCUGUUAUGGCUGCCUGGCCCGCCGUUACGCCACGACCAAGGGGGCCGCCGGUGCAAACUCUGAAAACAGAGACGUCCCCUAGAUAAAUCUUGAUGACAAGGACGACGAUGGCGAUGAUGAUGAUGAUGAUGAUGUGGAAUAUGUAAGAUGAUGCCGUUAUUGACGGUGAUGACGACGAUUAUUCCUGCACGUAAAUCUGUAUAUUUAAUUGCGGCACCGUUCUUAAACAAAAACAAAACAAAAAGUUAUGUUUAUUGGUGUAGUACCCAGAGACCCGCGUACUUCCUCCCCUCUCCCUGUUUGAAGGCCGACUCAGUCAGUACACCAUGUAGUGCGUCUCAUGUCGCAUGGUGCUACCCAGUUUAUCCCCAACCCUUACAUUUCUGGAUACGCCUAUAGUUUUCGAUAUUGCACCUACUAACUUGUAAAACUUUUCAAAAUGAGGCAUCCUCUGGUAUUAU
Strongylocentrotus purpuratus (purple sea urchin) is the source of this 1129-nucleotide messenger RNA. Its product is annotated as transmembrane protein 272-like. Bases 1 to 750 code for a protein of 249 amino acids. The transcript has 6 exons. The record is from RefSeq and is a predicted model, not a curated record. Lineage: Eukaryota; Metazoa; Echinodermata; Echinoidea; Camarodonta; Strongylocentrotidae.